This is a messenger RNA of Trichechus manatus latirostris (Florida manatee), 2225 nucleotides long. RefSeq names its product tropomyosin 4 (gene TPM4). Gene Ontology annotation, molecular function: actin filament binding. The coding region runs from base 24 to 878 and encodes 284 amino acids. Gene Ontology annotation, biological process: muscle contraction; actin filament organization. NCBI's taxonomy places the organism in Eukaryota, Metazoa, Chordata, Mammalia, Sirenia, Trichechidae. The record is from RefSeq and is a predicted model, not a curated record. Gene Ontology annotation, cellular component: actin filament. The transcript is spliced from 9 exons.
AGCCCCACAGCCCAACUGCCGCCAUGGAGGCCAUCAAGAAGAAGAUGCAGAUGCUGAAGCUGGACAAGGAGAAUGCCAUCGACCGCGCCGAGCAGGCGGAGGCCGACAAGAAGGCCGCUGAGGACAAGUGCAAGCAGGUGGAGGAGGAGCUGAUGCACCUCCAGAAAAAGCUGAAGGGGACGGAGGACGAGCUGGACAAGUACUCGGAAAACCUGAAGGACGCGCAGGAGAAGCUGGAUCUGACUGAGAAGAAAGCCUCCGACGCUGAAGGUGAUGUGGCAGCUCUCAACCGACGUAUCCAGCUUGUGGAGGAGGAGCUGGACAGGGCUCAGGAGCGCCUGGCCACAGCCCUGCAGAAGCUGGAGGAGGCUGAGAAGGCUGCAGAUGAAAGCGAGAGAGGCAUGAAGGUGAUAGAAAACCGGGCCAUGAAAGACGAGGAGAAGAUGGAGAUCCAGGAGAUGCAGCUCAAGGAGGCCAAGCACAUCGCUGAGGAGGCUGACCGAAAAUACGAGGAGGUAGCUCGAAAGCUGGUCAUCCUGGAGGGUGAGCUGGAGCGAGCGGAGGAACGUGCGGAGGUGUCUGAACUAAAAUGUGGUGACCUGGAAGAAGAACUCAAGAAUGUCACAAACAAUCUGAAAUCGCUGGAGGCAGCCUCAGAAAAGUAUUCUGAAAAGGAAGAUAAAUAUGAAGAAGAAAUUAAACUUGUGUCUGACAAACUGAAAGAGGCUGAGACCCGUGCUGAAUUCGCAGAGAGAACAGUUGCAAAACUGGAGAAGACCAUUGACGACCUGGAAGAAAAACUUGCCCAGGCCAAAGAAGAGAACGUGGGCUUACAUCAGACACUGGAUCAGACACUAAACGAACUUAACUGUAUAUAACCAAAACAGAAGAGUCUUGUUCCAGCAGAAAUUCCAGAGCUCCGUGUCUUUCUCUUCUCUUUUAAGAAGUUGCUUUUGUUACUGCAUCUUCUCUUUGCUGGAAACAUUGAGCAAAUUAUGAAUACAUGACCAAAUAUUUUGUAUCAGAGAAGCUUUGAGCGCCAGUUAAAUCUGCUUCCUUCCUUUUUUUCAAAUGGCACCAGCUUUUUCAGCUCUAUUUUUAUCCUUAAGUUGCAUUUACUCCUAAGAUAGGCAGGGUAUUUUAUACUGAGCAUACUUUCUUCAGAUGAGGGCAUUUGGUUCCUGGGAGAAUAGACGACCCCACACUUUCAAAGAAUACAGACUCGAGUAUCUAGUCAUGAGCUGAUUUAAAACGCUGAAGAACAAAGCCUUCUGGGCCACCAUUGAUCACACUACAGGAAGCCAGGGACCAUCACAUUAGUACGGGUGGGGAUUUUCCAUCCAGAGCAGGAAAAAAAAAAAAAAGGGGGACUGUAGUGAGAAGUCAUAAACCACAGGCAGAUUAGCCUAAUCAUCUUGGCCCUUUUCCACACUCCACUGGGCAGAGCGAACAUCCUCUGAGCAGUCAGCAUGAGAAUGCUUGGGAAAUAGUCAUAGUAACAACCCAAAUGUUUGCUGGACAAUCCUUGAUGUUAUGCUCUUCUACAUGUUUCUUUCAUUCUAAAAUUGGUCUUUGAGAAGAUGUCUUAUUCCAUGCUUGUCUGCUCUGAUAUGAGGUCAUCUACUCAGCAGCAAUGAAUAUGGUAUUCAGUCCUACCGAGGGCUGCCAUAUCAAAAAGACUGCUAGCCACCAAUAAAUUGGACCAAAGAGGUUUUUCUAUUAACAAACAGAAGGGGCCUCUCUGGUAGCAAAGUAGAGAUGAAAAAGUAAUUGGCCCAGCUUCAUCUCCUCCAUACUUCAGGGAAUGGCAGAUUGAAGAUUUACUGAUUUAAGACUUCAUUUCCUUCUUCGGGACCAAGUUAAUAAAAGACCAAGAAACUGCUGAUUGAACUGGAUCUGGAGUAUUUUGUAGACAGGGCUGCACAUGUUAGCUUUGUUAUAUUUCUGCUUUCUCAGUUAACAUCUCAGAGCUCAAACAUUCCACAUUCCCCAGCAGCGUGGGGGCCAACUCAAGUUUACAAUUCUGGACAAAAUCACCCUGCUUCUAGCUUGUCCACAUCCCCUGCCUGUCACUCCUAUUUAUUAAGCAUCACACUACCAGGAGAUACACUAGCAAAUUGUGCAACUGAAUAAAACCGAAACUUUUCAUUUAGAUUCUUGCAACUGUAUCAUAUGUAAUAGUAUCUUUUUCUACAUUUUGGUCAAAUAAAUUUUUACAUAAACUA